Molecule: messenger RNA, 2912 nt
Organism: Eutrema salsugineum
Lineage: Eukaryota; Viridiplantae; Streptophyta; Magnoliopsida; Brassicales; Brassicaceae
Product: exocyst complex component EXO70A1
Exons: 1
Coding region: 534-2582 (682 amino acids)
Biological process (GO): exocytosis
Cellular component (GO): exocyst
Molecular function (GO): phosphatidylinositol-4,5-bisphosphate binding
Source: RefSeq, a predicted model, not a curated record
CUCUCUUUCGCUGGAGAAACUCACGCCGUUUCGAUUUUUCCGCGAAAACUCUAUAUUCGCCGCCGGAUCGACUCUGCGCGGGCGAACUAAUACAGUAGAAGACCUUAUCACUAACCUGAUUUCUUUCGUUUGUGUUGUCUCCCUAUAAAAGUGACUUCUUUACUGGAGAGUUUCGGGUUUCGAUUUCUCGCUAAAAGAUUUAGUGGUUGUUUUGGUAGCUGUGGAAAUUUCUGUAUCUGGAUUUGUUUGUUUGUUUCUUCUCGGUAGUUUUUGCUGCUAAGUAGGUCUUGGGUCUGGUUUGAUUUACUGAAAGUUGGCUGAGAAAAAAAAAAGGAAGAGUGAUAAAUAAAGGAGACGAAUCAAAGAGAGGAAAGUGUUGAUGCAAAACGGUUUUGGCAUCUGAUUCUGAAUCGUUUAUCUCGAAAGUCUUCAUUUUUAUUAUUAGUAAUAUAGUUUGGAAGCUAAUUGCUCUCGUGGAGUGAGAUUUUCUGGGUUUUCUAGGGUUUUGUUUCUAAUUCUUAUUGAAUUCAAUAAUGGCGGAAUCUGGCGGGGUGGAUCGAGGGAUUCAGAGCUUAAUAGCUGCAAGAAAGCAUUUGAAAUCGAGCCUAGAGAAAUCUAAAGCCAUUGGUUUUGCUUUGGGGAAAACCGGUCCUAGGUUUGAUGAGAUUGAGCAGAGGUUGCCGUCGCUUGAAGCUGCGGUGAGGCCGAUACGAGCUGAUAGAGAAGCUCUUGUGGCGGUUGGUGGUCACAUUAACCGAGCUGUUGGUCCUGCAGCCGCUGUGCUUAAGGUGUUUGAUGCUGUCCAUGGACUUGAGAAGUCUUUGUUAUCAGAUCCCAAGAACGAUCUCUCUGGUUAUUUAGCCGUUCUGAAGCGUUUAGAGGAAGCAUUGAAGUUUCUAGGGGAGAAUUGCGGGUUAGCUAUCCAGUGGUUGGAAGAUAUAGUUGAGUAUUUGGAAGAUCACAAUGUUGCUGAUGAGAAGUAUCUGUCGAAUCUAAAGAAGUCUUUGAGAGGGCUUAGGGAGUUUCAAGAAAACGGUGGUGGAGAGAAAGAAAAAGCUCGUCUUGAUGGCGGGCUUAGGGAUGCAGCUUUAGACAAGCUGGAAAACGAGUUCCGCAGGCUAUUGAAGGAUAACAGUGUUCCACUUCCGAUGGCGUCUCCAUCGUCGCUCGGCGAACAAGCUUGCAUUGCACCGUCGCAGUUGCCUGUGACUGUAAUCCAUAAACUGCAAGCCAUUCUCGGGAGACUCAGAGCUAAUAACAGACUCGACAAGUGCGUUUCGAUAUACGUAGAAGUGAGGAGCUUGAAUGUUAGAGCUAGUCUUCAAGCACUUGACUUAGAUUAUCUAGAUAUCUCGGUAUCCGAGUUCAACGAUGUGCAGAGCAUAGAAGGGUAUAUAGCUCAGUGGGGGAAUCAUUUAGAGUUUGCGGUUAAGCAUCUGUUUGAAGCAGAGUUCAAGCUUUGCAACGAUGUCUUUGAGAGAGUGGGUUUGAAUGUUUGGAUGGAUUGCUUUUCCAAGAUUGCUGCUCAGGCGGGUAUGCUCGCGUUUCUCCAGUUUGGGAAAACUGUGACUGAUAGCAAGAAAGAUCCAAUCAAGCUUCUGAAGCUGCUAGAUAUCUUUACUUCUUUGAACAAGCUGAGAGCAGAUUUCAACCGUCUCUUUGGUGGAGCAGCUUGUGUUGAGAUCCAAAACUUCACGAGGGAUCUCAUCAAAAAGUUAAUCGAUGGUGCAGCGGAAAUCUUCUGGGAGCUUCUGGUUCAGGUAGAGAUUCAGCAACAACUUCCACCUCCUAGCGACGGUGGUGUUCCUAGAUUAGUCAGUUUUGUAACUGAUUACUGCAAUAAACUUAUAGGAGAUAAGUACAAGUCAACGCUUACUCAGGUUCUGCUCAUUCAUAAGAGCUGGAGAUCGGAAAGGUUCCAAGAUAAUCAGCUUAUGGUUGAAAUUUUGAGAAUAAUCAAAGCCAUAGAGCAGAACCUGGACGCGUGGAUGAAAGCGUAUCCGGAUCAAACGCUUGCUCAUUUCUUCGGUAUGAACAAUCACUGGCAUUUAUACAAGAACUUAAAAGGUACGAGAAUUGGAGAUCAGUUAGGAGAUUCAUGGCUGAAAGAACAUGAUCAGUACAAAGAGUAUUACGCUACUGUCUUCCUUAGAGACAGUUGGGGUAAGCUCCCAAGCCAUUUGAGCAGAGAAGGACUGAUCAUAUUCUCGGGUGGACAUGCAACGGCUCGUGAUCUUGUCAAGAAGAGACUGAAAUCAUUCAAUGAUGCAUUUGAUGAGAUGUAUAAGAAGCAAUCCACAUGGGUUUUACCGGAAAAAGAUUUGAGGGAUAGAGUGUGCCAGCAGAUAGUUCAGGCUAUUGUGCCGGUUUACAGAAGCUAUAUGCAAAACUAUGGGGCAUUGGUUGAGAAAGAAGCGAGUUCAAGCAAGUAUGUGAGAUACACUGUUGUAGCUUUGGAGAAGAUGCUGAGCUCUCUCUACAUACCUAAGCCCAUGAGAUAUGGAAGCUUCAAAGGAACACCGCCGAGUGAGAAACACAAGAACGAUGUGGACCUUAGACGCACUACUUCCGCUGUUGUCUGAGUGAAACCAUGUUCUGUGCUCAGCUCGAUUGUUGUCUCAAAAUGUGAUCAUAUUGUGUCUGCUCUUCCAUCUCCUGGAAGCAGAGGUACUCUUUAUACGUAUAUAAAUACUGUCAAUCCGGUAUAGCUUUUUUAGUCGUCAUUGAUCAAGUCCCCUUAGUUCAUUAAUCUCAUAAGAUUUCAUGUUAGGGAUCAAGCGGGUUUAGAUUUAUUUUAUUUAAUGUGUUAACCAGAAGAACAGGAUCAUAAAAUGUGGGAAUUGUCCCUUUGAUUCUUGUUCUCAGUGUUGUGACUUUUUUUUAAUGAAUUUUAAGACAAUAAAGUAAGAUGC